CCUCCAACAACCCUCCGACCCCCGAUCCCCGCCAAUAAGUAAAUACAUACUAACCCACACAAGACGCACAAUGCGGCCUAUCGGCAUCUCCAGAAACAAAGGGGAGAGGGGGCGCUCGAUGGAGAGGGAGCUUGAAGAGGGCGGGGCCCAAGGAAAAAGGAAAAGGAAAACCCCGCCGGACCAAGAAAAUCCUCACCUCCUCUUGCUCUUCCAAGCAUCAAAGUCCCCCCUUCAUCGUCAUCACCAUCCACCAUCCACCAUCCAUCAGGACCAUCACCCAUCACCCACCAACAUCAUCACCACCGCCCGCCCACGCGCGCGCGCCUCCUCCGCCGCAAGCCACCUUCUCGGCAAUCCACCGAGUCUCAGCGCGCCCGCGCGCCACCUCAUGCGUCGUGCGUGCCCUUGUUUGUUGCCCUUGUUUUCCUAGCUCCCCCUUUCCUUGUUGAUGGGGCUGGGCUGGGCUGGGCUGGGCCGGGCUUGACCUGGCUGGUGGUUGUGUUGUGUGGUGUGGUGGUGGUACAGUAGUGAUGCUGAUGAAUGAAUGGUGGUGAUUGACGGUGGCGGUCGUUGGUUCGUGCCGCCUGCAUCCAGAUUGAUGGCUUGCUUUGCUGGCCGAGCCUGAAUGUCAUCAUCAGCAUCCUCUGUAUCAUCAUCACCCUCAUCAUCCUCAUCAUCAUCACACACACACUCUCUGUCUCUUACACACCCACGCACUCUCACUCACACACACUCAUAUAUACGAAGUAUACUACCUUGAGUUACUACGCACAUUGUGUACACCAGCUCCGUCAAUCCUAAUAAACCACAUCCAUGGACGGACGGGCCCCCCUCCCCCCUCCCUCCAUCC
Messenger RNA from Purpureocillium takamizusanense, 850 nucleotides. RefSeq lists its product as uncharacterized. The record is from RefSeq and is a predicted model, not a curated record. NCBI's taxonomy places the organism in Eukaryota, Fungi, Ascomycota, Sordariomycetes, Hypocreales, Ophiocordycipitaceae. The transcript has a single exon. The coding region runs from base 71 to 430 and encodes 119 amino acids.